AAUCAAAUUGAACAGGUCUGGUCGGCUAUAAUUAACCAUUAAAAAAUCUGAAACUAAAUAACCCAACUAAUAUGCCAACAAUAAAUAGCGCCCUUCCAAAUCCCCUUUCCUCACUCCCAUUAUCUUCUCUCUCCUUACUCACUACAACCAAUCAAUGUCUCCCAUUAAUUAAAAUAAAAUAAGGAAAAAAAAGUCCCAUUAAUUAAAAUAAAAUAAAAUAUUAAAUGGCGAAGGACGUUGAGUACGCGGUGCCGGCGGCGGCAGAUUUUUCGGCGAAGGACUAUCACGAUCCGCCGCCGGCGCCGCUUUUCGACUUUGACGAGCUGACGAAGUGGUCGUUCUACAGGGCUCUAAUUGCCGAAUUCAUUGCCACGCUCCUCUUCCUCUACGUCACCGUCCUCACCGUCAUCGGCUACGGCCACCAGACCGACGCCGCUCGCGGCGGCGACGAGUGCGGCGGCGUCGGAAUCCUCGGCAUCGCCUGGGCCUUCGGCGGCAUGAUUUUCAUACUUGUUUACUGCACUGCCGGCAUCUCCGGAGGGCACAUAAACCCGGCGGUGACGUUUGGGCUGUUUUUGGGCCGUAAAGUGUCGUUGAUAAGGGCCGUGCUGUACAUGGUGGCCCAGUGCCUGGGGGCAAUAUGUGGUGUGGGCUUCGUGAAGGCCUUCCAGAAGACGUAUUACAAUACAUACGGUGGUGGGGUCAACGUGGUAGCACAUGGGUACAACAAAGGCGUGGGGUUGGGUGCUGAGAUUAUUGGUACAUUUGUUUUGGUGUACACUGUUUUCUCUGCAACUGACCCCAAGAGAAGUGCAAGAGACUCCCAUGUCCCUGUGUUGGCCCCACUUCCGAUUGGGUUCGCGGUUUUCAUGGUCGUCCUGGCGACCAUCCCCAUAACCGGCACCGGCAUAAACCCUGCUCGGAGUUUCGGCGCCGCCGUGAUCUACAACAAGGACAAGGCCUGGGACGACCACUGGAUCUUCUGGGUCGGCCCUUUUGUCGGAGCAGCAAUCGCCGCCUUCUACCACCAAUACAUUCUCCGAGCAGCCGCCAUUAAAGCCCUCGGAUCUUUCCGAAGCAACGCCUGAAAAUUAAACAAUUGAUUUUCGGCCGUUAAAUCAAUAAUAACUGUACAUAUUUGAUUUCUGCUCUGUUGUUUCGUCUUUUAUUUUCGUGCCUUUAUUUGAUAGGUUUUUCUUUUUCUUUUUUCGAAAUAAAUAUUGUUGUGUCUUUCUUUUUUCCUCAAGUGUGAAUGUGUGAUAUGUCAUGUGUAAAUUUGUCUGAAUGUGUAAUGUGUCAUGUGUAAAUUUGUCUUUGUAAUGGAAUGAUGUCUUUCAUUUGUCUGGGAACUGAGGCUUGAUUGGAUUUAUUAUCAUAUAUUUGGAGACAAUGAUUAGUAUUUAUUAAUACAAUAAUGCUCCUUAUCCCGUCUAUUUUCCACCGCAAUAAUCACUCUCCACUCUCUGACGUGUCAGUCUAAUUAUUGUUUUUUAUUAACGUUUUGCUAAAUCUCUCUCUCAUCUUCUUUUCUUCUUCUAUUCACCUUCUUCCCCAAUUUUUUGUCUGGCUGCACUCAUAUUUAUCCCCAUAUUUUCUUGACCUAGGGACAUAUCUUCUCUUAUUUUUGUCCUUAUUUCGAGAACCAACUCUCGACGAAAUCCAGAUUCGUAAUGAACAGCCGCCUGUAAGCAACCAGGUUUGCAAUGAACGGCCUCUUCGUUUGGGCUUCUGUUUCGGCCGGGCUCUGCCUGCCCGUAGGCUGUGUACGGGCCUCUUCGUCACGUGCAGGUACACAAGCCUCGAUCCUGUCUGAGUCCACGGCGUCGAGAUGGUCGAUUGCGGGCGAGAUCCGAACUCUGACCCGGGUUGGCCCCACGGCUGAUGUCACUGAUUGGACGAGAACCGCCGAACUCCGUGUAUCUCAAGUUUCUACCGCUCUAGAAGUGGUGGUUCGAGCAUCGUGUGGCGACCUUGAGGGCCUCCUUGUGUUCGUUUUUUUUUUUUUU
This is a messenger RNA of Striga asiatica, 2006 nucleotides long. The record is from the annotation of a GenBank genome assembly. Lineage: Eukaryota; Viridiplantae; Streptophyta; Magnoliopsida; Lamiales; Orobanchaceae.